UGAGAGGAAGGCUGGGGGAAAGUCUCUGGAUUCAUUGGGAGAGUUGAAGGGCAGUCUCUGGAUUGAGAGGAAGACUGGGGGACAGUCUCUGGAUUGGGAGGAAGACUGGGGGACAGUCUCUGGAUUGGGAGGAAGACUGGGGAACAGUCCCUGGAUUGAGAGGAAGACUGGGGAACAGUCCCUGGAUUGAGAGGAAGACUGGGGGCAGUCUCUGGAUUGAGAGGAAGACUGGGGGACAGUCUCUGGAUUGAGAGAAGACUGGGGGCAGUCUCUGGAUUGAGAAGAAGACUGGGGGACAGUCAUUGGAGUCAGAUAAAGCCUCCUGGGGCAGACUGUGGACUGAGUGGAGGACAGUAACUGGAUGUGGAGGGAGAUGAAGGAUGAGACUGGAGAACGCCUGAGACCCCAGGACUCCUCCUGAAGUCCCGGCGGGUGGCUGUCAGUCCAGGCGGGCCGGUGACUUGCUUCGGGACGCUGUCCAUGGUGCUGGCCGGGGGCCAGGUCACGCAGGCGCACUGUCUCCGGAGCCCUGUGAGCAGCCCUGCCACAGUCUCAGCACCAGCAGCCGGAGCAGCGUUACCAUGAACUGCUUCAUCCCUCCCAAAGCCACUCACCCGGUCUCAGCCAGCGACUCCAGCAGCACCGCGUCCCAGCCCAGCAACUCCCCAAGCCCAGGAUGCCGGGGGGAAAGCGGGGACUGGUGGCACCGCAGAACACGUUCCUGGAAAACAUUGUCAGACGCUCAAGUGAAUCGAGUUUCUUGCUGGGGAACGCACAGAUUGUGGACUGGCCGAUAGUCUAUAGUAAUGACGGUUUCUGCAAACUGUCAGGAUAUCACAGAGCCGACAUCAUGCAGAAAAGCAGUACUUGCAGCUUUAUGUAUGGAGAAUUGACAGACAAGAAAACCAUUGAGAAGGUCCGGCAGACGUUUGAUAACUACGAGUCGAAUUGCUUUGAAGUGCUUCUUUACAAGAAAAGCAGAACUCCUGUGUGGUUUUAUAUGCAGAUUGCACCCAUACGAAAUGAACAUGAAAAAGUAGUUUUAUUUCUGUGUACUUUCAAAGAUAUUACUUUAUUCAAACAACCCAUUGAAGAUGACUCAACGAGAGCUAACCUUGGGACAACUCAAGUAAAAAACACUCAAAGAUGGACGAAAUUUGCCAGGUUAACCCGAGCUCUGACAAACAGUCGCAGUGUUUUGCAGCAGCUGACGCCCAUGAACAAAGCAGAAGUGGUUCACAAGCAUUCCAGAUUAGCGGAAGUUCUUCAGUUGGGAUCCGAUAUCCUUCCACAAUACAAGCAGGAAGCACCGAAAACCCCACCACACAUUAUAUUACACUAUUGUGCGUUCAAAACCACCUGGGACUGGGUCAUCCUGAUUCUCACUUUCUACACAGCAAUUAUGGUACCUUACAAUGUAUCCUUCAAGACUAAGCAGAACAACAUUGCUUGGCUGGUGUUGGACAGUGUCGUGGAUGUCAUUUUUCUGGUGGACAUUGUUUUAAAUUUUCAUACCACCUUUGUUGGACCAGGAGGAGAGGUCAUUUCAGACCCCAAACUGAUAAGAAUGAACUACUUGAAAACAUGGUUUGUUAUUGACUUGCUGUCAUGUCUACCCUAUGACAUCAUCAAUGCCUUUGAAAAUGUAGAUGAGGGUAUCAGCAGUCUCUUUAGCUCUCUGAAAGUGGUGCGUCUCUUAAGACUGGGCCGCGUGGCCAGGAAGUUAGACCAUUACCUGGAGUACGGUGCUGCUGUGUUGGUUCUCCUGGUCUGCGUUUUUGGUCUUGUUGCUCAUUGGCUGGCCUGCAUAUGGUACAGCAUCGGAGACUAUGAAGUUAUUGACGAGGUGACGAACACUACGAAGACAGACAGCUGGCUCUACCAGCUGGGUAUAAGCAUUGGUACCCCCUAUCGUUACAAUGUCAGCGGCUCAGGGCAGUGGGAAGGAGGACCCAGUAAAGACUCCUUGUAUAUAUCCUCUCUCUACUUCACCAUGACAAGCCUUACAACAAUUGGAUUUGGGAAUAUAGCUCCAACAACGGAUGCAGAGAAGAUUUUCUCAGUAGCGAUGAUGAUGGUUGGCUCUCUCCUUUAUGCAACUAUUUUUGGAAAUGUGACCACCAUUUUCCAGCAAAUGUAUGCCAACACCAACCGAUAUCAUGAGGUGCUGAACAAUGUGCGGGAUUUCCUCAAACUUUAUCAGGUCCCUAAAGGCCUUAGCGAGAGAGUCAUGGAUUAUAUUGUAUCGACCUGGUCCAUGUCCAAAGGCAUUGAUACAGAAAAGGUACGAGUGCAUGAGGUUCUUGCUAUAUGUCCGAAGGAUAUGAGAGCGGACAUCUGUGUGCAUCUAAACAGAAAGGUUUUUAACGAACACCCUGCGUUUCGUCUUGCCAGUGAUGGCUGCCUUCGAGCGUUGGCGGUGGAGUUCCAGACUAUUCAUUGUGCUCCUGGAGAUCUUAUUUACCACGCAGGUGAAAGCGUUGAUGCCCUCUGCUUUGUGGUGUCUGGAUCCCUGGAAGUCAUUCAAGAUGAGGAAGUGGUGGCAAUACUAGGUAAGGGUGAUGUAUUUGGAGAUAUAUUUUGGAAAGAGACCACUCUUGCUCACGCAUGUGCCAAUGUUCGGGCACUGACAUACUGCGAUUUACACAUUAUUAAACGUGAAGCCUUACUGAAAGUACUGGACUUCUACACAGCCUUUGCUAACUCGUUCUCAAGGAAUCUGACGCUGACAUGUAACCUGAGGAAACGGAUCAUCUUCCGUAAAAUCAGCGAUGUAAAGAAAGAGGAAGAAGAGAGACAGCGUCAGAAGAAUGAAGUGACACUUAGUAUCCCAGUGGACCACCCUGUACGAAAACUGUUUCAAAAGUUUAAACAGCAGAAGGAGUUACGGAACCAAGUCUCUACAAACAGUGAUCUGGAAAGAAAUCAACUUCAAGUGGAGAAUCGUUCAAUGCACAAUGGAGCAGUCAUUACUGGCACCAGCGUGGUGACUGUGUCCCAGAUAACACCCAUCCAGACAUCGCUUUCUUAUGUUCGAACCACUGAAUCUCUGAAACAAAACAAUAGGGAUGCUAUGGAGCUUAAGCCAAAUGGCAACAGUGACCCGAAAUGUCUGAAAGUCAACAGCCCCAUUCGUAUUAAAAACGGCAACGGGAAAGGUUGGCUGAGAUUGAAAAACAACAUGCAGGUACAGGAGGAGAAAAAGGAAGACUGGAACAAUGUUACAAAAGCAGAAUCAAUGGGCUUGCUUUCAGAUGACCCAAAAUGUAUCGAUCCAGAAAAUGGGGUUUCAAAAAACCCCUUAAGAAAAACAGACUCUUGUGACAGUGGAAUCACAAAAAGUGACCUUCGUUUGGACAAAGCAGGGGAAACACGCAGCCCACUCGAACACAGUCCCAUUCAAGCUGAUGCAAAACACCCUUUUUACCCCAUCCCCGAACAAGCCUUACAGACCACCCUCCAGGAAGUCAAACUUGAGUUAAAGGAGGACAUUCAGUUGCUGAGCUGCCGAAUGACUGCUCUAGAGCAGCAAGUUUCGGCAAUCUUAAAAAUACUGUCAGAGAACAGAGAAUCUCCAUCUACUCCUCCCCCCAAUCCUUCCAGUCCCCUUCAAAUACCAUGUCAGGAUAUUUUUAGUGUCUCCAGACCCCUCACACCAGAAUCAGAAAAAGAAGAGAUUCAUGUAUAACGUAUACUGUGUGUGCGUGUAGGUGUAUUGCUGCAUAUAUAACGUCUGCACAUUAAUGUCUAUAUAUGCAGUUAUACAUACAUUUAUUAAUCUAAUUAAUUUGAUCUAUUUUGAUGUGUAAAUAUUGCAUGUCCAGCUGGAUUCUGGCCUGCCAAAGAGAUGAUCCUUAAUCUAGAUACUGUAUUGCUUGUAAAAUAUGCAGUUGACUGCAUGCAUUCUCUCUUAUUUAUAAU
Pelobates fuscus (common spadefoot toad) is the source of this 3921-nucleotide messenger RNA. It is a transcript of the gene KCNH5, whose product is annotated as potassium voltage-gated channel subfamily H member 5. The record is from RefSeq and is a predicted model, not a curated record. NCBI's taxonomy places the organism in Eukaryota, Metazoa, Chordata, Amphibia, Anura, Pelobatidae. Gene Ontology annotation, molecular function: voltage-gated potassium channel activity. Gene Ontology annotation, biological process: potassium ion transmembrane transport; regulation of membrane potential. The coding region runs from base 677 to 3688 and encodes 1003 amino acids. Gene Ontology annotation, cellular component: plasma membrane. The transcript is spliced from 12 exons.